Alternaria hordeiaustralica is the source of this 942-nucleotide messenger RNA. RefSeq lists its product as uncharacterized. The record is from RefSeq and is a predicted model, not a curated record. The transcript is spliced from 4 exons. Bases 1 to 942 code for a protein of 313 amino acids. NCBI's taxonomy places the organism in Eukaryota, Fungi, Ascomycota, Dothideomycetes, Pleosporales, Pleosporaceae. Gene Ontology annotation, cellular component: checkpoint clamp complex; site of double-strand break; nucleolus. Gene Ontology annotation, biological process: nucleotide-excision repair; double-strand break repair via homologous recombination; mitotic intra-S DNA damage checkpoint signaling.
AUGCGCUUCAAGGCGUCAAUACAGAACAUCAAUACCUUUACGAAGCUCACGGCGUCGCUCAAUUCGCUCGGCCCGCUCGCGUGGGUGAAGCUCAGCGAGGAGCAAGUAUGCUUCACCAUCAUACCAGAGCAGGGCACUCAAGUAUGGGCUGUCCUCUCUAUUGACUCCAUCUUCGAGACAAUCAGCGUGCAAUCAGCAGCGAACAACGUCAUCAACCUCGAAGUUCCGCUCACGUCGCUGAACCGCGCCCUCAAGUCGGCCCUCAAUGCCACGUCGGCCCAGAUACGCCUCACCAAGAAGGACAACCUGCCCAUGCUUGCCCUCACCAUCGUCACCACGACCUCCUCGAACACGUACAGCGCCUUCCCUGCAGCCACAGCCAACAACGACGAUGGCUUCGACGCUGCCUUUGACAAUGAAUUCGGUGGAGGAAACCGCGAGACCAUUGUCACGCAGGAGAUACCCGUGCGGGUGCUUGCGCCAGACACUGUAGCGCAUCUGCAUGAGCCCGUCUGUAGAGAGCCAGACGUACACAUCAUACUGCCUCCUCUGAUGCAGCUGAAGAGCAUCAGCGACAGGUUCACCAAGCUCGCGCUGGCAGACACCAAGGCCAGUACCGCGACGACGGCAUCAAGGACACGACUAGAGGUUGCCGCCAACAUGCACGGCUGCCUCAGGAUGAGGAUCCGAUCCGACGCCAUGAACAUAUCCUCCAUCUGGACCGAUCUUAGCAAUCCAGAACUCGACCCUGGCCACGUCGCUGGUGGAGAGGAUGGCGUAGCUGAACACCCAAGCACGCGUAUGAAGCAGCUGGGCACGGCUGACGGGCGUAGUGAAGAAGGCUGGGCUACAGUGAGGAUCGAUGGGCGUGACUGGGGCAAGGUCAUGAGUGUGGGUAGGCUGGGGGGACGAGUUAUCGCUUGUAAGUCGUACAAACUUUAA